This is a messenger RNA of Hibiscus syriacus, 564 nucleotides long. RefSeq lists its product as uncharacterized. The coding region runs from base 26 to 538 and encodes 170 amino acids. The transcript has a single exon. The record is from RefSeq and is a predicted model, not a curated record. Lineage: Eukaryota; Viridiplantae; Streptophyta; Magnoliopsida; Malvales; Malvaceae.
CAAGGUUGGCCACUCUUCCUUGCCAAUGAAAUCACCAUCAUCUUCUUCCUUAAGCUCCAUGAAGAUCAAAGCUCUAAUUCAAACCCUAAUCCACACUCAGGCUUGUCGUCUUAUUCGAGCAUUCUCGAAAGCAAAGUCCAUCGUCAUUCACAUACAACAAAACAAGCCCAUACAAUUCCUCAUCUCCAACUCAUCCAAAAAGAAGUACAAGAACAAGAAGCUAUUCUUCGGGUCAUUUAGGCUACACUACAAUUGGUGCUCUUCUCAUGUCACGCCCGUUCCGGCUCCGGUUCUCGAAAGGUGUCGUAAUUCGACCUCGAAUCCCGAUCAAGAGGAUGCCGUGGAGUCGGAGCUUUCGGGGUACCUUCAAUGGCUUGAAGAUCAAAACAAGGUUGAUGAAGAAUCGGAGGGUGAGACAGAUAUGAAUGAGAUUGAUGAAUUGGCAGAAAUGUUCAUCGCUAAUUGCCAUGAAAAGUUCAUGUUGGAGAAGCAGGAGUCUUACAGGAGAUUCCAGGAGAUGAUGGCCAGAAGUAUGUGACCAAUGUAUGGUUGUAAACGAUAAGA